Phlebotomus argentipes is the source of this 1801-nucleotide messenger RNA. RefSeq lists its product as uncharacterized. The record is from RefSeq and is a predicted model, not a curated record. Gene Ontology annotation, molecular function: peptidyl-prolyl cis-trans isomerase activity. NCBI's taxonomy places the organism in Eukaryota, Metazoa, Arthropoda, Insecta, Diptera, Psychodidae. The transcript is spliced from 2 exons. The coding region runs from base 8 to 1732 and encodes 574 amino acids.
GAACUUCAUGGAAAUGGUGCCCUUGCAGCAGAAGCCCUCGCACGAUGAUGAUUUUACUUAUCUCUCAUUAUUCUGCCCGAAAAAUGAUCUUGUUUUAGGCAAAAAAUUGAAAUAUAACGGCUUUUCGGCUAAGCCAAUCAAUUUUAUUCUAGAUCAUCGGCGAGCGAGCGACUCGGAGAGUGAGAGAGACGGAUAUCUGAAUCGCGAAACCCUUUAUCAACCCUUCUCAUUCUUACACACUAGUCGAAAGUUUGCGGCGAUCAUUCGAAGCCUCGAGCGUCCAUGUUGUAAAAGUCUCUCUUUGUGGAAAAGUGCGCUUUUUGGAAUGGAUUUUCUGGAUGAACCCAAGGAACCGAGAGAGUGGCUCUCAUGGAAGGCACUCCAGAUGCUAAAUGAGAAGGACUAUGCACUCUGUCCUAUACACCAUCGCUCUGCUCCGUUAAUUUUGGGGAAACCGCUAAUCCGUGAGCGUCUGGUUGAGCUGAGCAGCGCGAUGACAACCAACUGGACGCCUGGGCCUCAAGCUAUCUUCCUGCUUGAUAAGGUGCAUAGCGAAGUUAUACCCGACGUGAACUUCGACGAGGCGCGCAAGGAGAUGAAAGAUUUGGGCGAUGGCGUAUUCAAGAAGAUUUUCAGGAAGGGAUUGGGCGAGAAGGUGCAGGACGGCAAUGCGAUUGCAGUGCAGUACACGACGUAUGAUGAGGAUGACAUUGUGAUCAGGGAUACCACCUUAAUCACCCAGGAGCCCUUUGUGUUCGUCCUGGGCGGCGAUUCUGGCGUCUUGCCGGCCUUCGAGAAUGCCGUGCGGACGAUGCGCGACCAGGAAAGGGCGCAGUUCCUCAUUCCGCGGUUGUACUUCGGAGAACCCCCGAAUGAGCACACUCGGUAUCCCAACGAUCGCCAGAUCGUCUUUGCGGACAUCGAAGUGAUCCGAGUUUCGGUGCCGCUGCGGAAGGAGGAGAAAGUGCAGCUGCUCAUCAACUACAAUCACACACAUAGGUUCGUCGAGAAUUCGCUUGACAAGGGAUGCAUGGCCAGCAAUUACGGCUUCCUUCGCGCCGCCGUCUAUGAGUGCAUCAGCAGCAUCUUCGUGCUGAUGAAUGCCUUCGUGCACCAUCCGCAGAGCAACGAGAAGCGUCUGGUGAUGCUCAUGAAGGCGUCUCUGAGUGCUGGCAAGAUAUAUACAAAGCUUGGUCACCACGAGAAGGCCUUCGAGAUACUGUAUUUUGCCGCCGAGCUUGGCGAGAAGGGCGCGCGCGCAAACAACUCCCUCAAUGGCCUUAUCAACUUGCACUUGUGCGAAUCUCUGCGACUGCAGAAGAAGAUAGUGCAGGCGACUGUGUACUACAACCGCGCCAGGAAGUACCUGGGCGACGGGGAUACAAUUAGACAGGAGUGGCAGUAUCUCAGCAAUGCGUAUAAUUUGUACAUCGACGCGAUUGCCUUCGACAAGUCGGUGGGACGCGUGAUUGACGACGUGCCGCCGCCGAUCGGGAAAGCGACGAUUCCUUGCGAAGACUGCAAUAACAACGAGGAGAUAUUCAAGGCGACGUUCGACGAGAUCGUGAACUCUUUCCUGCGCUCCGGGUGGAUGAUAACUGUUUUCUACGGGAUGCAAGGCGAGAACAAGCUGAACUGGGCAGAGGCCGUUGUGGCCAAGUACAAGACGAUCCGACUCAGCACGAGAACUCAUGAUCAAGGAUGGGUUAAUUAUACUCUCGGGAAGGUCUAAAUUGAUUUCAUUUCUCAUGCUUUUCCUACAUUAAUUGGUUUACGAAGAAUAAAGAGAUUUCACAUUUAU